Messenger RNA from Suillus bovinus, 1191 nucleotides. RefSeq names its product pyridoxal phosphate-dependent transferase. Gene Ontology annotation, biological process: L-serine biosynthetic process. Gene Ontology annotation, cellular component: cytoplasm. Bases 1 to 1191 code for a protein of 396 amino acids. Gene Ontology annotation, molecular function: pyridoxal phosphate binding; O-phospho-L-serine:2-oxoglutarate transaminase activity. The record is from RefSeq and is a predicted model, not a curated record. The transcript has 4 exons. Lineage: Eukaryota; Fungi; Basidiomycota; Agaricomycetes; Boletales; Suillaceae.
AUGGAAUCGCGAGCCAUUAACUUUGGCGCAGGUCCAUCUGCUUUGCCCACUUCCGUGCUUCAGGAAGCUACUAAAGGUCUCCUUAAUUUCAAAGGAACUGCAUCGGAGUUCACUGCAUAUCUACAAAGCGUCGAACAAAACAUCAGAAAACUUCUCGAUGUCCAGCCCACACACUCCAUCUUGUUCACUCAGGGGGGUGGAACUACACAGUUCUCAGCCGUCGUGCUGAACAUGCUGGCACGACAUCGUCUCCUCCACCCUCAAUUAAAAGACGAAGACCGAGUAUUGGAUUAUGUCGUCACAGGGUCCUGGAGCAAAAAGGCGGCCGAGGAGGCUAGGCGUAUGGGAGGGAGUACCGUUAACAUUGCAGCCGAUUCUCGCAAAUACUCUAAAGACCAGAAAUCCUUUGACAACAUCCCAACCGCAGAUGCAUAUUCCUUUUCAAAUGACCCAGCUCUUAUCUAUUACUGUGCCAAUGAGACCGUCGACGGCGUGGAGUUCUCAGCUGAGGAAAAUUCACCAGCCUCAUUUCCCUUUCAGCUUCUCCCAAAGAAUGCACUUCUCCCACUUGUCGGGGAUUAUUCCUCCUCCUUCAUGUCAAGGCCAAUUCCACAUCUCUCAGACCACGCUAUCAUAUAUGCUGGCGCGCAGAAAAACGUCGGCCCCGCUGGUCUCACCAUCUUAAUCGUCAGAAACGAUUGUAUCGUUGACGUUGACGCCGCUACAAGGCUCGGGGCUACUUCAGUCCCAAUAUGUCUUUCGUACAAAACGCUUGCGGACCAUAACAGCCUGUUCAACACUCCCCCGGUACUUUCCAUCUACAUUACUGGUCUCGUUCUUGAGUAUAUGCUCCAGCUGGGAGGGUUGGACUAUUACGCGGACCUCACAAACCGCAAAUCGAGAAAGGUGUACGAUGCGCUGAAGGAUGGUGAAAAUAAAGGCAUCUUCAAAAGUAAAGUGAAGGAGGGAUCUGGUAGCCAGAUGAAUGUUGUCUUCGACGUCCUUGGCGAAGGGUUGUUAGCCAAGUUCGUUGCUGGCGCAGAGGAGCGAGGCAUGAAGGGUCUUAAGGGCCAUCGUUCUGUAGGAGGCAUCCGAGUGUCCAUAUAUAAUGCCGUGACAGAAGAAGAGACGGACCAACUCAUUUCGUACAUGGAACAGUUCGCAGGACAGCACGAAGUUAUCAAGGAAUGA